AUGGACGACAUUCUUUGGAUGUACCGGCAGUUAGCCCUGAGAGUUUCGGUAAUCGCAGCGAUCCAUACCAACGAGACCAAAUGCGUACCGUAUUUCAGCGAAAGGAUCGAAGGCCAGUGGUUGGGGGAUAACGAGCGGGCGCAGUUGUGUUACACUAUGGCCCUAGUCACUGGUAUUGCCGGGAUCGUGGCUGUUAUUGUCCUGCAUUGGGGCUGCUGGAAGCUUGAUAGGGUCUAUUCGAUGAGCCCACUUGAGCUGCUGAAUGCCUUGGCCCAUCGCGCCCAAAGCCCCCAAAGUCCUUUCCACGUUUUGGCAAAGGCCGAGGACAAUGUUUCGGCCUUCACGGUUGAAGAAGUUCGCGGACGAGUGGGACGCUGA
Molecule: messenger RNA, 378 nt
Organism: Neurospora tetraspora
Lineage: Eukaryota; Fungi; Ascomycota; Sordariomycetes; Sordariales; Sordariaceae
Exons: 1
Coding region: 1-378 (125 amino acids)
Source: RefSeq, a predicted model, not a curated record